Messenger RNA from Lotus japonicus, 2221 nucleotides. Its product is annotated as floral homeotic protein APETALA 2-like. Gene Ontology annotation, molecular function: DNA binding; DNA-binding transcription factor activity. The transcript is spliced from 10 exons. The coding region runs from base 548 to 2143 and encodes 531 amino acids. Gene Ontology annotation, biological process: regulation of DNA-templated transcription. NCBI's taxonomy places the organism in Eukaryota, Viridiplantae, Streptophyta, Magnoliopsida, Fabales, Fabaceae. The record is from RefSeq and is a predicted model, not a curated record.
AAAAGAGAGAGAGAGAGAAAGAGAAUAUGAAGAGUGAUGAGGGGUGGUGUUAAGAAGAAGGUGAGAUGCUUUCGGCUAAGCUUGCUCAUUCUGGCCUCGUCUAUGCUGUAUUGGGCAGUGAAGGAAUACAAAGAUCUUUGAACUUCUCUUUUACUACAUUUUUGCAACACCUACCUCUCUCUCUCUCUCUUCUUCACUGGUCCUAGGUUUGAUUUUUCUUUCUUUCUUUCUUUCUCUGAUUUUCCAACACUUCAACAUCAUCCCUUGUUAACCAACUAGCUCCCUCAUCUGAGUACUACUCUUUUUUCGCAUCAAACCCCAUUAUUUUAUUCUCAAUUUGAGAGAAACAAAGACAUAUCCCUCGAAACUCCCAAAACAAAAAACAAAACAGAGAAGAAAGUUCUGGUUUUAUUGAUGUGAGAGUGGUUUCAGGAAUCUGGGUUGGUUGGUUUGUUUAUUGUUUGUCUCCUUAAUGCUCUUGUGCUGCUUCAACUAGUCUUUCAAUUCUUAGCUAGAAUCUUUGAGGGGCUAGUUGAAGCAUAGAAGAAUGUGGGAUCUCAAUGACUCACCCGAUCAGAGGAAGCAUGAGGAAUCAGAAGGGUGUUCUUCUCUCAAAACAUCAACCAUCGAUGGCGGAGACGAUGAGAAAGGGAAGAGGGUCGAUGGAUCUGUUUCCAAUUCAAGUUCUUCUGCGGUGGUCAUCGAGGAUGGAUCAGAAGAAGAUGAACCAGAAGAAGGUGAGAGGGAAGGUACAAAAGCAGCGAUGAUGAUGAUGAAGAAGAGAAACAGCAGCAAGAUAUUCGGGUUCUCUGUCACCGGAGAAGGUGAAGAAGAGUCGUUUUUGUUGGACAGUGAAAACCCGCCGGUGACUCAUCAAUUUUUCCCGGUGGGGGAACAUGAAAAGGCGGUUGUAUCAGGUGGUGGCGGCGGCGGUGGUGGAGGCUCUUCCUUUCCUCGUGCUCACUGGGUGGGUGUGAAAUUUUGCCAAUCGGAAGCGCCGGGUGCCGGAAAAUCAGUGGAGGUUUCGCAGCCGAUGAAGAAGAGUAGAAGAGGACCAAGGUCUAGAAGCUCUCAGUAUAGAGGAGUCACUUUUUACAGAAGAACAGGUCGAUGGGAGUCACACAUAUGGGAUUGUGGAAAGCAAGUGUAUCUUGGUGGAUUUGACACAGCACAUGCAGCUGCUCGUGCCUAUGAUAGAGCUGCGAUUAAGUUCAGAGGAGUAGAAGCAGACAUUAACUUCAACAUAGAGGACUAUGAAGAAGACUUGAAGCAGAUGACCAAUCUGACCAAGGAAGAGUUCGUGCACGUACUUCGCCGACAAAGCACUGGGUUUCCUAGAGGAAGCUCCAAAUAUAGAGGUGUAACAUUGCACAAGUGUGGAAGAUGGGAAGCACGAAUGGGCCAGUUUUUAGGGAAAAAGUACGUUUAUCUGGGUUUGUUUGACACCGAGAUUGAAGCUGCAAGGGCUUAUGACAAAGCAGCAAUAAAAUGCAAUGGCAAAGAGGCCGUCACAAAUUUUGAUCCCAGCAUCUAUGAGAAUGAGCUUAAUUCUGCAGAAUCCUCAGGUAACGCUCCUAAUGAACAACAACACAAUCUGGAUUUAAGUUUGGGCAAUUCGGGUUCAAAGCCUGGUAGUAGUCAAGUGUUUGGGAAUCACACAACAAAUUCUGCAAAUCAUGAGCAGCACUUGCCAUCUCAAUCUAAUUGGCAGAAUGGGGGGAACAAGCCCAAGCUCAUGAGUAUACUACCGAAGCCUUUGCAUAGAAGCAACAAGGAAGUGCAUGGGGAGAGUGAAGCACUGAGGAUGCUGAGUCAAACUCACCUCCAUUCCUCAGCCUCUAAUGAAAUGCAAAGAUAUGUCCCCUACAGAUCUUCUGGAGAGUCUCCAAUGUUCCACAAUUUUGCACAUAUUCACCCUCCAAAUUUUCAUUUUCCCAGCAGCAGCUAUGGAGGUCGAGUUGGAAGUGAUCUAUCCUUAUCAUCGAGCGAUCAUCAACAUUUACAACAGUGGCAAUCCGGACCUCCACAUUAUUUAGCAACUGCUGCAGCAUCAUCAGGAUUCCCACCGCAGAUUAUAAGACCCUCUUCUUCUCAAGGUUGGCUGCAGAAAAAUGGGUUCCACACACUCAAGAGACCAUCCUAAUGUACAAUUUUUUCUGCCCCCGCCAGUAAUCACAUUCAAGUUAAAUAAUCUUUCAUAUAAUAUAUAAAUAUUUAUAUA